UCGAGUUGCGGUCGGCCCUGUGUGGUACAUAUUGGUAUCUGAGCCUGGACGUAACAAUAAUGAAGUCGAGGCUCUGCGUAAGGAGGUGGAGAAGCUUGGGGGAAGGGCGAUGCGGGCCGGUGCUUCGAUAAGUUCCGUCCAAGGGACGGUCCAUGACGAUGAUAGUGUACUUGCGAAGCUACUGGCUGAGCAGAAGCGGAUGAAGAGCCAGCUGGAUGAGGCUCUUAUGGCGAAGCGGCGGCUGGAGCUGGUAGAAAAAGAGAUGCAUGACGUUAUUCGUGCACGAGAUGAGGCGCUGGCAGACGCGGAGAAGUGGCAGCAGGAGGCUUUGCGACCACGGAAACGUGGAUGCAUUGCGCUGAAUACAGCUAUUGCAAAGACAACUUCAAGCCCUUCCACGUCGACACCCCUCAAGUCUCCGGUGAUGUCAGUUGACCUCAAGAAGAUUUCGGACAUGCACCGACUAGAGGUCGAAACCAUUGAGGAGAUGCGCAUUCGUGAGUUCAAUGCACGAAGGGAGGCUGAGCAGGAUCUGGAGAAGGUGAAAGAGAAGAUCGCACGAAUGGAACGAGAAAUAUUGCAGAGGACUCCUCGGUCUAACCUCCGUUCGAAGAUGGACGAAGCCUGUACCGGCAAGGGUAAAGAGAAGAUGGAUGUGGACAAAUCGGUGGCAGAUGAUAAGGAGAAAGAGGUUUUUGCCAAGGAAGAGAGGAAGUCAUUGAGAGGACCGACUAAAGAUGCACUUGUGGCUAUCUGCGAUAAGGAAGGUGUGAAGUACGUGGGGGUGAAGCAAAUAGUAGACAAUAUCGUCGCGCACCGGGUCAAGAAGGCGUUUCCCCCGGCAAGUGUGGAAGUUUCGGAGGAUCAGGCUGAUACCGUUGGUGAGAAAUCAUCCCGGACGUGACGACGCUAUGGAACCUAUUUCGACGGUCCAUUGCUCUUAGGACU
Messenger RNA from Chara braunii, 948 nucleotides. The record is from the annotation of a GenBank genome assembly. NCBI's taxonomy places the organism in Eukaryota, Viridiplantae, Streptophyta, Charophyceae, Charales, Characeae.